AUGCCGCGCCGCGACGACGACGACGACGACGACGCGGAGACGAUGUGGGACGUCCUCGGCCGCGGCACCGCCGCGGGGCGGGCGGUCUUCAACCUGUACGCCCCCGGCGACGUCACCGGGAAGAGGUACGGCCGCCUGAUGAGCGACUACAACGUCGCGAAGCUGCAGGUGAGGCACGCUUCAGAUCCUUCGAAGCGACGCGCGCCGCCCCACGUCGAGGAGACGCUGAAGCGCGAGGCGCGCGUCGCGUCGUCGAAGCGCGCGAACCAGCGCGUGAACGUCCCGACGCCGACGGGGAGGCGCGCGAUGACGGAGGAGGAGGAGGAGGCGUUCAAGUUCGAGGCGGCGAAGCGCGCGACCGUGUGUCGAAAGACCGAAGCGGAGAUCCGCGCGAAGAUGGAGAAGGACAAGCCGUGGGAGAGACCGCCGCCGCGGCCUUCGAGGCGGUUGAUAGGCGAAGAGGGGAAGCUGAGGCAUCAGCGCAUGGUGGAGUUCGACGGACGGCCGCCGGAGGAGGAGGGAGAGAGGCGAGGGUACGUCCCGCCGCCGGGGUUGGAGAAGGCUGACGCCGCCGCCGCCGCCGCCGCCGCCGCCGCCGCGCGCGCCCCGCCGCCGCCGCCGCCGCGGAGACGAACGGGCGAGACGGAGACGGAGGUUCAGCAGAUCGAAACGCUGCGAGCGAUGUUCGACGACGUCGCGAACGAGAUCGAGGAGCGCGAGGUGUUCAUGAACGAGAUGCGAGCCGCGGGCGCGGGACGGAAGCACGAGCACUCCGUCAAAGCGGAGAUCGCCGAGCGCGUCUCUCAGCUGCGCCGCAUCGACGCGAUGAUCAGAGACCUGGAGGCUUCUAUUCACGAGUACUGUAGGUGA
Molecule: messenger RNA, 870 nt
Organism: Micromonas pusilla CCMP1545
Lineage: Eukaryota; Viridiplantae; Chlorophyta; Mamiellophyceae; Mamiellales; Mamiellaceae
Exons: 1
Coding region: 1-870 (289 amino acids)
Source: RefSeq, a predicted model, not a curated record